Acanthoscelides obtectus is the source of this 2852-nucleotide messenger RNA. The record is from the annotation of a GenBank genome assembly. Lineage: Eukaryota; Metazoa; Arthropoda; Insecta; Coleoptera; Chrysomelidae.
GUUUAUAUUUUUUGAAUUACAUCAAAAAGGAAUAAUGGAAUACAAUAACUAAAUAUUUAUUUUUGCUUCAAAUUAUUUAUAAUUGUAUUAAGCUGUAGUACGAUUAUAGAGUUGCUACAUUUUUUGUGUUUAUUUUUUAUUUUCGAAUUUUAAUCGAAAAAAUAUGGCUUCCAAUAAAAAAUGAAGUUUCCCUGAAAAUGCCAUAAAAAUGUAUAGUUUGUUAAUUUUUAAUUUAAUAUUAGGAAUAGUAGGCAAGGUAUCAUGCAACUUACGACUACAGAUUUUGAAAAACACCAAUGACUUCCUCUCGCCAGUGUCCGAUACAGUUGAAGAAAAAGUGGGCACAUCAUUUUCAUUAAUUUGUAUGUUGAUUGCUACCAAUGAUACCAACUCCAAUCUCAUCGAUGACAAUUUGUCAUGGAUAAGAACAGAAAGUUUAUCAAAUCAAACCAGGAUAAAAAAGACAAUUUCUAGCAAUCCAGGCAUCAACAAAUCAGAAAAAAGGUUUGAUGCUCUCAAAGUGGACGAUGUUGGUACCUACUAUUGUGUUAGUAAGAAAUUCAACUUAUCAGUUGAUGUAACCAUUUCUGUUAUUGACAAUGACGUCAAACAAAACGAGUUCAGAUUCAUGCGAGAUCCAGUGUAUUGUAAUGAUCAGAUGUUUCAUUGCAAAUCUGAUGGAUUGUGCAUCAUAUCGCAUUAUGUCUGUGAUGGGAAGCCAGAUUGUAAAGAUGGGUCUGAUGAAACUAUAGAUCUGUGUCAUGGGGAACCUUGCAAAGAUAAAAUUCCUUGUGAAGAUGGGAGAUGUAUACCAACCAGUUGGUGUUGUGAUAGACACCUUGAUGUCAACUGCAUGGUGAUUAACAAGCACAUUUGUUGCCAAUCAAUGAUUCCUUCAGAAUCUUAUGAAGAGCUAGAAUCAGGAUAUCCUACUCUUGAUCAUAAUCAUCAUUUUGGAGCAAGAUAUUUGUUCAUAUCAGUAUGUAUUGUAAGUAUCCUUUUCUCGAUAGUCCUGCUCCUCCUGAUAGUCUCCAAGGUAGUGAUCUUCGCAAAGAAAACUGCACUUCAACAGCAACACCGCAAUUUUUGCGACGGCAUCAAUUUGAGGAACCAGACGAACGUGAACAUUAUCCGCGCUAAUUUCAACCCGACGAACAUUUACACUGUUGGAGGGAAUUCCCGUACGCCUCGGACGAAUAUCAUAAUCGACACAGAUGCGACAGAUCCUCUGUUGUUCAAUGGAAGGUUCAACAUCAACUCGGGACUCGGUGAACAGCCACCCUCCUAUGUGGACGUGGUCAGAAGCAAUAGGUUAAUAAGUGAACCUCCUCCUCCAUAUACUAGCAGGGAAAUACUUAACGACCAAGAAGAGACAACUACAACGUCUAUGAGGAGUUGAAAUGUUCUUUCAAGUAUUCUAUCGGUAUUUUUAGAUUUGUAAGGAUUAAUUUAGUUGGGAGUAUCUGCGAAUAAAAAUCCGCUUUUCUAUGCUUUAAGGGAGCACUCGGCAUUUUAAAAGCUUAUUAUACAUGGUGUUCAUAAAUUCCAUAUAAGGCAAACAGUCUCGAAAACCAUGAGUUUAACAGAAAUUUUACCAGGCAUGGGUGUAGAAUUUUCCCAGAUAUUUGACGGUGACAUUGAAUUUGGUUUUGAUCUUCAACGUCAUUUCAAGGUCAAUUCCAUUUUUUAGAUGACAUCUGAAAUCGGAAGUUUUUACGUUUCGUGAGUCCUUGACCUUCAAAGGUCGUGGUCAAUAAAAUAUCUCUGAAAGAAGCAUCAGCUUUUCUAUUUUAUUUUUUUAAAUGAGACCUUAUAAUUUUGACAAUGGAUAGAGCGGAAAAUUUUACGUUCAAAGGAGUCCUUGAUACCCAAAAACGUUUGACUUUUGGUAAUGACCAACCUAUCAGUAAUUCUCAUUUUAAAAAAUGGAAUUUACCUCCACCAUUAAGGAAACAUCUUUGGUAGAAUUUGUUUUAGAAUCAUGGUUUUUGAGAUAAUUUGCCAUAUUCUAUUAAACUUGAUGUGCCUUAAAACCUCACAGGUAAAUUGCAAGACCGUGUUAUGUAUCAGACGAUCUGCGAAGAAAAAAUUUAUAUAUGUCCAACGUGCUAGUCGCACCUUGAAACAGUUUAAAUGAAAUUAUGAAUAUUUUUCAUAAUCUGCAGAGUAAUGAAAAGUGGAUUUUUUAGUUCGUUUGAUUUACCGAGUAAUAGACUGUAUUAGUAGAUACAUUAUGUUGAAAUUUUUGUUAUAGGGCGCUAGGAAUAAAUACUAAAAGUAUUUGUAUCCUACUUUUAAAUAUACGCAGAUGGUUGUCUGUUAUAAAAAAUGUUUACUGUUAAAAAUCGUAUUUCAUAUACCAAGUUGCUGUUAUAUACUGAGCCUCAACUUUGAGCGCAUCUGAUUACUGCUGAUAUGAAAUAUAUUUUAAUUUUGUGACUGUAUUUCUUCGGGCCGCAGCUGUCUUCUUCAGAACAAACUUGUCUUAAUUGUUCAGCUUUUGCUCCACUGAAAAAAACACAUAUGAUGCUCUAUUCUUUCACGCUUUUUUACAGCAAUCGACUCCUGAACUCUUUCUCGGCAUUUUUUCAUCAUGAUCAGAAGUGAAAUACAGUUAAUGAUAAACAACGAUGAGCUUGAUAUUAUGCAAGUUUUUUUUGACAUACCAUGGUUGCCUUAUUUUUAUCCUAUCAUGCAUAUCAACAAGAAUGUUGCAAUAUUUUACACUAAGAACAACCUUAUGUUAAUAUUUCUGUAGAUAUUUCUACAUUGUGCAUUAUGUAGACUGUAUUUUCGUAAAACGUAAAUGUAAAUUGAAAUCAAAAAUAUAUUUUAGUAACAAAAGCAAUAUA